AUGGGUAUAUGUUUUGGGAUUUUAGAUGAAAACAAUUAAGAAGAAGAUAAGAAAAAGAAUCCUAUUCAGAUUGAAGAAUAAGCAUCUUAAAAAGAAAAGGAAGAGGAAAUAAGUUAUUAACUUGAAAAUUUCACUUUUAAGAAUGUAAUAAAAAAAUUUUAUGAAUAGGUACUUGGGGCAGGAGCAUUUGGAAAAGUAUUAUUGGCAGAACACAUCAAAACAAAGUAAUAUUUUGCAAUAAAAAUCAUUGACAAAAAGCAAUUAGAAAAUUAUAAUUUUGUAGAAUCAGAACAUUAGAUUUUGUAGCAAACAUAAAGUCCUUUUAUAAUUAAGCUUUAUUUCACUUUUGAAAAUUAAAAUAAAUUAUAUUUGGGUACAGAAUUUAUUAAUGGUGGUGAUUUAUUUGUACAUUUGAAGAAAAAUAUAUAAUUUUCAGAGGAAAGGACAAGAUUUUAUGCUGUCGAAUUAAUUUUAGCAUUGAAAUAUUUACAUGAAAAUAGAAUUAUAUAUAGAGAUUUAAAACCAGAAAAUAUUUUAUUGGAUUAAUUUGGACAUAUCAAAUUAACAGACUUUGGUUUAUCCAAAUUUAAAUUUAGUUAAAUUACAUAUACAGCAUGUGGAACACCAGAAUAUGUGGCACCUGAAAUAUUACUUGAAUAAGGUUAUAAUGAAUGUGUAGAUUGGUAUUCAUUGGUAAAAUUGUUGAAUUUACAUAGGGAAUUCUUAUUUACUAAAUGUUAUGUGGAUCCAUUCCGUUCUAUUCAUAGUAGUAGCAAGAAAUGAUCAAUAAGAGACUAUCAUAGCCUUUUGAAUUUCCAAAAUAUUUGAGUUAAAAAGCAGUUGAUCUGAUAAAGAGAUUAACAGAGAAUGAGGUUCAUAAUAGAGAGUUUCAUUAAGGUUUCAAAACGCUUAGGGUUUAAGGGAGCUGAUGAAAUCCUUCGACAUCCUUUUUUUGAAGACAUCGACCUAGAAGCAAUUUCCAAAAGAUAGGUUGAGCCACCUUUUAGACCAUAAUUAGAGGGAAAAAAAGACUUAAGAUAUUUAGAUCCGGUAAUUUCAUGUAAUAAUUAAAGGAUUUGUUACAAUAAGAAAUCAAAUUUGAAUAAGAAAUAGAUAAAUGA
This is a messenger RNA of Paramecium primaurelia, 1121 nucleotides long. NCBI's taxonomy places the organism in Eukaryota, Ciliophora, Oligohymenophorea, Peniculida, Parameciidae. The record is from the annotation of a GenBank genome assembly.